AUGCGGCCAAAAUUUGUGACUUUACUUUGCGCUCUAGCGAGCCUGGGCUCAACGGCCCAGGGCGCUGCGACAACUGUCUCUCCAGGAUGCGGAACGGUACCAGCUGAUAUCGUCUUUCUUCUUGAUUCGUCUGGAAGUGUAGGUUCCUCAAACUUUCAAAAGCAAAAAGACUUUGUUGCUAGAUUCGCCAAUUCUUUUGACAUUGGACCACGAAAUGUCCAAAUUGGCGUAACUACCUUUUCCACGACGACCCACAACCAGUUCAACAUGAACAAAUACAGUUCGAAAUCUCCACUGGUCAACGCUAUCAAUGCAAUUCCUUAUGAUUCCGGAAGUACACAUACGAGUGAGGCUAUUGACUAUGUCACUCAGCACAGUUUUACUCACGCUGCUGGGGACAGAGAUAAUGUAGCAAAUAUAUUGAUCGUAAUGACUGAUGGUCAGUCUAAUAACAAGCCUGCUACUUUGGCCUCAGCCAACAAACUUCACGCUAAAAACAUCAAAGUUUUUGGAAUCGGUAUUGGUAAUGGUAUUGAUCGUGGUGAGCUGGAACACAUCGCAACCGACAACAAGCACGUUUUCACCGUAUCCAAUUUUGAUGCUCUGACCACUUUGCAGGCAGAACUCAAGAAAACCGCAUGUGAAAUUGACGGAGGCUGGAGUAAGUAUGGCUUCUGGAGUCCGUGCACGAAGUCUUGCGGCGGAGGCACACACUACAGGGAAAGAACCUGCUCUAACCCACCUCCAGCCAACGGAGGAAAGCAAUGCGUGGGUGCAAGCCGUGAAACGGGCACCUGCCAUACUAAUGCUUGUCCAACUAAAGCCCCCACCACCACCACCCCUAAACCACGAACCACCCAUGCACCGACCACCUCAGCCCCAGGUUGCGGUUUGGUACCAGCUGACAUCGUUUUCAUUCUCGAUUCCUCCGGCAGUGUCGGCACAACGAACUUUCAGAAAAUGUUGCAAUUUGUCAGGACAACGUCUCAAGGAUUCGAUAUUGGCCCUAAUGGUACAGAAGUAUCCGUCGUCACAUUCAGUGAUAAGCCUCAUUUGGAAUUCCAUCUCAACAAAUAUCACGAUAAGAAUUCUGUUUUGAACGCCAUUUCUAACGUCCACUACAUAACUGGUGGUACCAAUACAGCAAAUGCUCUCAAAUACGCACGAGAGACAAGUUUCACAGCGGCAAAUGGCGUCAGGCCAAAUUCUGCCAAGAUUGCCAUCGUCAUUACCGAUGGAAAGUCCCAGAGCGCAAGCGCAACAGCCAGUGAAGCUAAUUUGCUCCGUAAUGAUGGUGUCACUGUCUUCUCCAUCGGCGUAGGCUCAGGACCGAAGACGAGCGAACUUAAUGCCAUGGCAACCGAUCCCGACAACCAGCACGUGUUUGUCGUCAACAACUUUGAUGCUCUGACACAAAUCAAGAGUACACUGCAACAGAAGGCUUGUGAAGUGAAGGCAACAGUUGCUCCUGCUCCACAAGCCAACGUCGGUUGUGGAGCUAAGGCUGAUAUCGUGUUCUUACUGGAUUCCUCCGGCAGUGUUGGAUCGAGUAACUUCAACAAAAUGUUACAUUUCGUCCAGAAUGUUUCUGACACCUUCGCCAUUGGGCCCAAUGAUGUCCAAGUUGGAGUAGAUACCUUCUCAACUGGUCACAAGUCAGAAUUCAAUAUGGGAGCGCACUUGACCAAACCAUCUCUUCUUUCCGCCAUUGGCAAUAUUCAUUAUCAUAGUGGAUCAACACACACCGGACAAGCUAUUAACUUCAUGCAUACUUCGAGUUUCACUUCCGCAGCAGGACAUCGUCCCAACGUUCCUAAAAUUGGAAUCGUUGUCACUGAUGGCAAUUCAAACAACAGACAAUUGACCAUUUCGGAAGCCGCAAAGGCAAGAAAGGAUGGCAUCACCAUGUUGGCUAUUGGAGUUGGGCACGGCAUUAAUUCAAAUGAACUGAACGCUAUCGCUAGUGACCCGGACAGCCAAUACGCAUUCAGGGCCGAUAACUUCGAUGCCUUGUCAUCCCUUAAGACCCUUUUGUCAACCAAAGCUUGCGAAGUAUCCAAGCCACAUCCAAAUAACACAGCAAAUUGUGGAGCUGUAGCCGAUAUCAUCUUUAAUUUGGAUUCAUCCGGUAGUGUUGGAAAAGCUAAUUUCGAUAAGAUGCUCGAAUUUGUGAAAUCCACAGUUAAGAAUUUGAACAUCGCCAGCGACAAAAUUCGAGUGGGUAUGUCUAUUUUCUCUUCAAGGCAGUACAAUAUCUUCAACCUGAACCGUUACACCGACAAAGCGUCUCUAAUGGCUGCAAUUAACAACGUACCAUACAAAUCUGGAGGUACCAACACUGGAACAGCACUUAAAGAAGUAUAUAGCAAGAUGUUUACACAGGCCAACGGUGACCGUCCAGGCAUUCCUAACAUCGAAAUUGUUAUCACUGAUGGUCGCUCCAACAACCAUCCUGACACUGUGAAAGAAGCCACUAACACUCAGAACAAGGGCAUCAACGUCUUCGCGGUAGGCGUAGGAUCAGGCGUUAGCAAGUCUGAACUGAACGAUAUCGCCUCAAACCCAGACAGUUCACAUGUCCUGACCGUGACAGACUUUAGUAAACUCAGUCAGAUCCAGUCAGCCUUCCAGACCCAGGCUUGUGCAGUUAUUCCACCGACGGCACCAGCACAUAUUCCAACAGCUUUUCCAUCACAACCUCCACCCCUUGACCCCUGUCAAGACAAACUAGCAAACUGUGCUACAUAUGGCUUAAGAUCCUGCGCCGGUCAGUACACACAGUGGGCUCAAACUAACUGUGCCCGUUACUGUGGAUUCUGUGCAACUGCUGUCCCUACUAUCCCUCCUCCCUGUGUGGACAAGCUGCCAAACUGCCAUGAAUACGAUGUAUCCGUAUGCUCUCAAUACGGUCCAUGGGCCUCUGACAACUGCAUACAGUUCUGUGGAUUCUGUCAAUUCAACGCCCAAGGCGUGAAUGGAUACUAUGGUCGAUGUUCCUACGGCGGUAAAACAUACGCACAGGGACAAUCCUGGUCUGAUGGAUGUGCCUAUGAUUGUACGUGUGACGACGCUACUAAGGGACAGUACAGUUGUUACAACAAGUGUCCUUCCUACUACAAUCUACCUCCCCAGUGUACUCUCACUCAGAAGAGAGGACAAUGCUGUCUGGAACCUGUUUGUAAUUUCAACCCGACCUACCAAACCACAACUGGGCAGACUGUCGGAACUGUCAAUGGAAUCAAUACAUGUAAAUACAAUGGCCAUGACUAUUACCAAGGCCAGACCUGGAAUGUUGGAUGUGAAUUCAGCUGCCAGUGUGUCGAUGCCGGUGCAGGCAUGUACAGCUGUCAAUCAAGAUGCCCAACAUAUAAGGACCUACCAUCAAUGUGCCACCUGCACAAGGAGCCAGGAAAGUGUUGUCAGGAACCCCAAUGUGACUACAACCAACAGUAUGGUACAUUCACCGGUACUGGAGCCAUCAGUGGACAAGGAGUCGCAACACCUACUGCUGCUCCAACGUGCGCCGAUAAGGCAACCAAUUGUGCUCUUUACCAAGCCAACAUGUGUAGUGAUGCCGGGUACCACGCAUGGGCGUUGGAAAACUGCGCCAAAUACUGCAACUUCUGCGAUGAGUUGAAUGCACCAUCGCCAAAUGCUCGUUGUAUUUACAAGGGCGUUGCCUAUCAACAAGGACAGACGUGGUACGAUGGGUGUGAUUACGAAUGUAUGUGUGAGGAUGCGCGGUACGGUUACUACAGGUGCAACAAACGUUGCCCAGACUACGUCAAUCUGCCUCUCGGCUGCCACAUGGUUAAGAACUCUUCUGAAUGCUGUUCCAAAAUCCAAUGUGAUGGAGGACAGGGAAAUUUCGUGGGAUCUUCGACUGUUCCUAAUGUAGUUGGCAGUUACCCAGUACCAAACAUUGCCCCAACCCUCGCUCCCCAGCCCGGAUCUGGUGGCACCCCAGGAUUAGUACCAAGUCUGAUUCCAAAACAAAUUGAUGGAUGCUAUGUCAACGGAACCCUUUAUCAACAAGGCCUCAGAUGGCAAGACGGAUGUGAUUUCACAUGUAUCUGUGAUGACGGCAAAACAGGACGAUUCCGAUGUCAGCCAAAGUGUCCUGACUUCCAGAACCUUCCAUCCCAAUGUACGUUGAUUGAGGAUCCUACCGAUCCCUGCUGUAAAGUGCCAUCAUGUCCGCCCGGCUCCAACGUUCAGAUCCCCGUACCUUCAUAUGGCCCAGGUUUCUCUGGAUACGGGCAAGCUCAGCUGCCACCACAAAUUGCCACAGGAGGUUAUGGUCCCGGACCAUCAAGCAAUGGAACAGCUGGUCAGCCAUCCUCAUUCACCGGAAGUAACCCUGGACCAACCGUCUCCGGAAGUAGAAACGGUUGCGUAUACAAGGGCGUGGUUCACCAACAAGGCCAAAGCUGGGACGAUCAAUGUGACUUCCGAUGCACAUGCGUUGAUGCUUCACAGGGACAAUACCGAUGCUCUGAUAGGUGUCCAUCCUAUCAAAACAUCCCUAGCAAUUGUCGCAUGGUACAAGAUCCCAAUGACCGUUGUUGCAAGAUCCCCAAGUGUGAUGGAGCUGCGGCCACCACGCCUGCGCCGUUUUAUGCCCGAACAACCCCGCCUACUGGAGGAGACUACUGUGUGUACAAGGGAUCGUACUACCACCAGGGUGAAGAAUGGAACGACGGCUGCAGCUACAGAUGUCGCUGUGAGGAUGCUAGGAACCACUACCAUCAGUGUACAGAUAGAUGCGCUCGUUUCGAUAACGUUCCGCUAGGCUGCUCAUACCAACCUGAUCCUAAAGACACACAGUGUUGCCGUGUACCAGUGUGCAACAUUGCAGGAACACAGGGUGGAGUCUCUGGAGGAUCCGCCCCAACAGGAUUCACCGGAUCUUUUACUGGAUACGGAAAACCCCAAGGCAGUAAUCCUAACAACACAGUCACCGGUUAUACCAGGGCGUGUAUCUACAAGGGCCAAAUUCACCAACAAGGCGAAACAUGGCACGAUGGAUGUAAUUACGAUUGCGAGUGUACAGACGCUGCAAAGGGCAUGUACAGAUGUACGGACAGGUGUCCAAGAUAUGGAUCGCUUCCCAGUACGUGCAGUUUGACCGCUGACCCCAACGAUCGAUGCUGCCAGAAAGUGGAGUGCGCACCAACAGCAUCUGGUCAGUGCAAAGACAACAGAGCUGACUGUGCAUCGUUUGGCCAAUACGCUUGCCACGCCCCUUAUGCUGACUGGGCUAGAGAUAACUGCGCUGACUACUGUGGAUUCUGCGGUAAUGGAGCCACCCAAGCACCCACUGUGUCUGGUGUAUGUGAGGAUAAGAUCCCGAACUGCCAAGACUACGGUUCCGACACAUGUACUGGUCAAUACACUGGAUGGGCAACAUUCAACUGUCCAAAGUUCUGUAAUCUCUGUGGAGGAGCAACCCCAAACCCAGGCCAGGUUCCUACCCCAGGGGCAGGAUCAGGAUCAGGUACCUGUGUUGAUAAGUUGACCAACUGCGCGGAGUAUACUCGUGACUCUUGUUCGGAUCCAUACCUGAACUGGGCUAAGACCAACUGCCCUCGCUUCUGUGGACUCUGCGAUCAACUUGGAACUGGAACAGGAACCCAACCAGGUGGUACAGGAACUGGAACACAAGGAGGAUUUAGCGGAACCGGAACACAAGCACCUGGAGGAACCGGAACUGGUACACAAGGAGGAUUUAGCGGAACCGGAACACUAGCACCCGGAGGAACCGGAACUGGCACACAAGGCGGAUUUAGCGGGACCGGAACACAAGCUCCAGGAGGUGUUGCAACAGGAACACAAGGCGGUGGCUUUUCGGGAACAGGUGUAAAUCCAGGCGGCAGUGCAUCUGGAACUCAGGGAGGAUUCAAUGGUCAGGGAUAUGUGACUAUUUUGCCUGGACAAGCCUUCACCGGAAGCAAUUCCGGAUGUUAUUACAAGAACCAGCUCUACCAGACUGGACAGUCCUGGCAAGAUGGCUGCGAAUACAACUGCACAUGUGCAGAUGGUAUUCGUGGAUAUUACGUCUGUAACCAGUUGUGUACUCAAUGGACAAAUCUCCCAGCAGGCUGUGUACUUGAAAAACCACAGGGAGAGUGCUGCUCUACUCCUAAAUGUGCCGGAAGCGGAUCAUCUUUCGGAAACAGUACUUCAAAUACUGGUGUCUCUAGUGGAUGUUUUUACAAGGGUCAAACUUACUCUCAGGGUCAGAAUUUUGAUGACGGAUGUACAUACAAAUGUACCUGCACUAACGCCGCUACAGGCUACUACACCUGCAAAAACAAGUGUAUUAGCUGGAAUCUACCAGCUGCCUGUCAUUUGAACCCCCCAGCACAGGGAAAAUGCUGUCAGACUCCCAGCUGCCCCCAGGGCUACGUUCUUAACUACCCCCCGGGCUACGUUGAGGAAUAG
Ylistrum balloti is the source of this 6444-nucleotide messenger RNA. RefSeq lists its product as uncharacterized. The record is from RefSeq and is a predicted model, not a curated record. Gene Ontology annotation, molecular function: protein binding. The transcript is spliced from 39 exons. Lineage: Eukaryota; Metazoa; Mollusca; Bivalvia; Pectinida; Pectinidae. Bases 1 to 6444 code for a protein of 2147 amino acids.